Messenger RNA from Punctularia strigosozonata HHB-11173 SS5, 1579 nucleotides. Its product is annotated as MFS general substrate transporter. NCBI's taxonomy places the organism in Eukaryota, Fungi, Basidiomycota, Agaricomycetes, Corticiales, Punctulariaceae. Bases 15 to 1463 code for a protein of 482 amino acids. Gene Ontology annotation, molecular function: transmembrane transporter activity. The transcript is spliced from 8 exons. The record is from RefSeq and is a predicted model, not a curated record. Gene Ontology annotation, biological process: transmembrane transport.
CGACUGCUCAAAUCAUGUCCAGCGAGAACUCCCCUCUUCUCGCCAACCCGGAAGUGCAAGGUCUUGAUCCUCAUGAGGCCGUAUACAAUCGCUUUUCGGCAACUCAAAAACGCGCCAUCGUCGCGCUGAUAUGUUGGACGGGCCUGGUGCCGAUGUUUGUUUCAGGUUCUUUCGUGACGUCGAUACCGCAAAUAGUGAAGGACCUUGACUCGACCGGUCCAGUAGUCAGUCUUGCAAUCAGCCUCUCCAUCUUCACGUAUGCGUUUGGCUGUCUCCUGUGGGCGACCUACUCGACGUUUUACGGACGACGACCCAUAUUCCUCGCUUCUUUGCCUCUCAUGGCCGCCGGCUCCCUAGGGGUCGGGUUAGCCAGAUCAGUUCCGGAACUGAUGGUUUGGCGCGUCAUCCAGGCGCUAGGAGCAUCGCCGGGUAUGUCGGUCGGCGGCGCCGUUAUUGGAGACAUAUACAAGUUGGAGGAACGCGGAAGUGCCAUGGGUCUGUACUUUGGGGCUUGUCUGCUUGGACCUGCUAUCGCUCCACUUACUGGCGGUACUUUUGCGCACUAUGCGUCGUGGCGUCACAUGCAAUACACGCUCUUCUUCUCUGCGCUGCUUACUGCUGUUCUGGUAUCGCUGUUCCUGCCCGAAACCAGCCAUCCUGGCACCCGAGGAAUAGAAAAGGCACUGGAGGCGGAAGGCAUUCAUGCAGUCUCUGGGCUGGCUCCGGGAGAGGUUGCGAAGGAACGUCGCUGGAAGUGGUACUGGCUCAACCCUUUCUCUAGCCUCAACCUUCUACGCAGCCCGAAUCUCCUGGCUAUCACGAUCGUCGGCACGACGACGCUCCUGACCGACUUUGUCCUCCUUAUUCCGAUGGCAUAUACGAUAGGCCGACGAUACAACAUCACGAACGAGGCGCUCAUUGGCGCGUGCUUCAUUCCGGAUGGAAUUGGCAACAUCAUCGGCGCGCCUCUCUCUGGUCACAUUUCGGACCAGAUCAUAAAGCGGUGGCGAAAGCGACGCGGCGGAGAAUGGGUUCCUGAGGAUCGCCUGCGUGCUGCCGUCUUCGGUGCUAUGGUGCUCGUGCCGGGGUCGAUCCUUUCGUCGGGACUGAUCAUGGCAUAUGUGGAUGGGAUUCCUGGUAUUGUCUUGAACCUGGUUAUGCUCUUCGCCAACGGCAUAGGCGUUGACCUGGUUUUGACCCCGUGCGCGUCGUACAUGGUCGAUGUGGUUCACUCUCGCAGCGCAGAGAUCAUGGCCGCUAACAGUGCUGUUCGGUCUCUGAUCCUCUCGGGUGCUACUACACUGAUCCUGCCAAGCAUCGAGACCAUAGGCGUUGCGUGGACGGAUACAAUCGCUGCUCUCCUGGCUUGGGUGGGUUUCGGGUUGUUGUGGUGCACGAUACGAUACGGUGAUAAAAUGCGAGCAUGGGUCGACGUCGGCUACUCCACCGCGCAGACGAACUAGAACGAGCGCUCGCGUAAAAUGCUCCAACCAGGAGCUGAUGAUCAUCAACGAGGCUACGAGGACGGGUUGUUUUACGAUGUACAUACGUUGGGCAUGGUAAUGCAAUUUGAGAUCCA